AAUAAUCUUGAAUAUUCCCAAUUACCAAUAUUCGCACCAACAUUAUAACUACUAGAUACACAUAAUAUCAGUUUGUAUUGAGAGAGCAAACAUGGCGCACACAGACGUUUCCUUGACGAACUUGUUGAACAAAAUCGCUGAAGAACAAAAUUACAAGAACCCUGAUAUCACCAUCAAUGAAAUAUCAAGUGGCGGAGCAAACUACACCUCUAAACUAUUCACAGUGGUACUACGAGCACAGAAUAAAGAAGAUCUUCAUUUAUUUGCUAAAGUCGCAGUGAUGAGUGAAAAAAUGCGCACUGAAGCAUCUGAAAGCAACACACCUAUAAACAUUUUUGACACUGAACGAUUUGCCUACACGAAACUAUGGAAGAUUUAUUCAGCCUUAGAAGACAAGAACGGAGUACCUGAAGAGCACAGACUGUUGUACACCAAGUGCUACGGGUUUGAUGAGACGGUGUAUCAAGAGAAACUGGUGCUGGAGAACUUGCUGACGCAGGGCUACGGACCCUUCGACAGGUUCAAGUCAGUGGACUGGGCGUACGCAUCUGCCGCAAUUUCAGAAUGUGCCAAAUUACAUGCACUUUCGUUCGCGUUCAGGAAAGAAAAUCCAGAUGAGUUUCAAAAGUUUUUGGAUAUGACAAAAAUGGAUUGGGCUGAUAUGAAAAUGGGCCCUACAUUGGAUAACUGUGUUAAAUCGGCAUUGAAAUUAAUAAAACCACAGAACAAGCAAGCAUUCGAGAACAUGUUGAAAAAUCCACUUGACAUGAUGGUGAAGUUGUACACUCCUGUUCGUACUAAUGCCAUUAUCCAUGGAGACUUCAGGGGCAACAACCUGUUGCACAGAGUGCGCGAGGAUGGCAAACUAGAUAUAAAGGUGUUGGACCUCCAGACCCUGCAGGCUGGCAGCCCGGCCACAGACCUCGUCUACUUCAUCAUCGCAGGUACCGACGAGCAGUUCCGUGCCCAGUACUAUGACAAGCUGAUCGAGCACUACUACUCAGAGCUCAGCGCUUCCCUGAGGAGGCUGCACCUCAACCCUCACGAAGUGUACUCCCGGGAGGACUUUGAUUAUGAACUAAAAGAGAAACUACCGUAUGGACUGGUUCUUGCUACGUUUCACUUAGCCGUCGUGUUGGUGGAUGAAGAGAAGGCGCCUCAAGUUGACGAGAACCUGCGGGUAGACUCCUUCAACGUUGAAAAUAACAGCGAUUUGUAUAGCGAGAGGCUCAAUGGAAUCGUCAAUGAUUAUGUCAAGUGGGGAAUCCUGAAGUAAACCGUGAAGACUUGGGCGAUUUGAUGGAAGUAUAUUAUGUGAAUUGUAUUGAUAAGAUAAUUAAGUACGUCAUUGUAUUAUUAUUUAUUCAGUUUUAAAUUAACUAACUACACCUGAACGUAGCACCUCCUUUACCUCCCCUACCGUUGAAAUUGUGUGCCAGAUAAUUAAGUUUUAAUUGUGAUUCUUGCAUAGUAGACUGUUGUUUUGACCCUCAGUCUCGCAAAGUGGUAUUGUAUUGCUCAUAGGCAUGUAUGUAUGUAUGUGUUGAGGAAGUUCGAUGGGCAGUCACUAUAAAAUUGGUACCCAGCUGCAUUCAGUUAGACUAGGAGCCAACAAGGUUGGGUAGAAGAUAACAAAAAGAUGAAGAAUCAUUUAUUUAUUUAUACAAAUAAUAUAAAAUAAUUUAAGAAAAUGCUUUGAUAAAACAGGUACAUAGUUUACUCUAUACAUUCUCGAAGUUGUCAUGUUCGUCAUAUGCAAUCCUCAUUUAUUUCCGCGUCUCGAGGAUGUAGUAGCACAUCGAAAUAGACGUGAUAAUAGCAAACUCUGUCUUCAUCCGUGUAAAACUGCACUUAUGCGCAGAAGUAUAUUUUGUAUGGCACCUAUCGUGUAUAACAAAUUGCAAGAUCUGGAGAGAACUCAAUACCAAAGCUCUGAAACGCCGGCUCAAAUUAUUUUUAGUACAAAGAGAAAUACUAUAAUAUUAAAGAGUUUCUCGAUGAAAAAAUAUUAGAUUUUAAGUAGAAAAUGUUUAUAGUAUUCGUGUAUUAAUGUUUUAGUUUAUAAUUAAUUUUGCAAAUAUUUGCAUGCCAUGGCAAAUGGCAAAUAUGUUUUUAAGCACAUAUUUAAUUGUACCAUCUUACAUACAUGCACCUGCGUGUGUAUGUAUGUAUACACAUGUUUAUGGCAAAUAAAUUAUUCUAUUCUAUUCUAUUCUAUUCUUCCCAUAAAUUGUAUCGUGGACACAAAAAGCUUUGCUGUAAGAAACCCCAAUUCUGGGUUAAGUUUGCCCUUGUACAUCGUCUCCUCGAAAAUGUUUAUGUAUUUACGAAUAGUAUGUGCAAUACAGGAUAAAUGAUGUAUGCUUAAAACCAAAAAUAUGUUAGAGCUACUAAAAACUUGUGUAAAUAUGUACGGUGUUAUGAAGAACCCGAAAUCGUUCAGAUUUUAAAAACAAAUAAAUUAUACCUAAGUUGCCUA
Molecule: messenger RNA, 2479 nt
Organism: Helicoverpa zea (corn earworm)
Lineage: Eukaryota; Metazoa; Arthropoda; Insecta; Lepidoptera; Noctuidae
Exons: 3
Coding region: 92-1276 (394 amino acids)
Source: RefSeq, a predicted model, not a curated record